This is a messenger RNA of Letharia columbiana, 2259 nucleotides long. RefSeq lists its product as uncharacterized. NCBI's taxonomy places the organism in Eukaryota, Fungi, Ascomycota, Lecanoromycetes, Lecanorales, Parmeliaceae. The record is from RefSeq and is a predicted model, not a curated record. The transcript is spliced from 2 exons. The coding region runs from base 1 to 2259 and encodes 752 amino acids.
AUGAUCGAGUUUUGGCGAAAAGAUCGAAAGGCCCAAAUAUUGGUGAUCAUGGCGAGUCAGAAUCAGCCACCAAUUCUCUACGAUUGCUAUGCUGUGCAGCCAGUUGACAUCGUUCACGAACCUCCAAUUCUUCAAAAGCUGGUCGUCUCACAAGAUCCUACCCCAACCGAGAAACUCCUCAUCUCAUUGCAGAACAUCAUCAACCAGUACUCCUUGAGACUCAACGAGGUAACCAAGGUGGACGUGUCUGAUAAUUUCGACACACUCCAAGAUCUGUGUCUGUCCGUCGAAAGGCUCCAAACCGAAGCCCAGUCGUCACUGGACAAACGGAAAGCCGAUGUGAAGACGGUAAACAGACAACACGCCGCUUGCGUCACGGUCCUCCAUGACACGAUCAAGUCCUUUCGACCGGCCAGCGAUGUUAGCCCUAUCACGAGAAACAUCGCUGACUGCUCCAAGGAGAUACAGGCACACCUUAGCACUCUGACCUACGCAAUUACUGAUCUCAAGGACCAUGUCGACCAGCUCAACUCCGAUUUAGAUAGACUUCGCUCGAGAGAGCAACAAGCAUGCCUUCAUCGCAACCGGAAUAUCGAGCUCACGGACAAGGUCGUACGCCUGGGGCUCGAAGCAGCGGAACUAAAGGGUACCAAAUCUGACCUAUACUUGCAACUACAGACCUCCGAACACAUGCGGGACAAACUCGAGAAGCAAUUCCCAGAAAUCAUCGAGCAGCUGACCAAUAAUCAAAAGACGACAGUCGAACACUAUGAGAAGGAACUUCGCCUGGCACUAGAUCACCGGUUUGAGUUCCUACAGACCUCCGUUGUCGAUCUCAACGCGAGGAUUGCUACAAAGGAUCUCGAAAACUUUCAACUGAAGAAUCAGCUGGAUCAAGCUUCCACUGUGGCAGAGAAGCUGAGAACAAGUGAAGAAGAGUACAAACAGCAAACGCUCGAAGUGCGCAACCAGCUCUCCACCUUCGAAGAGCAGUCCAACCAUAAAGUCCUUCAACUCCGCAAUCAGCUGUCCGCUCUUGCAGAGCAGUCCACACAAGAAAGGACUAAAUUGCGCAACCAGGUCACCCAGGAUUCCUCCGAUGCGCACGAGCUGAGAAUCUGUAACGCCGAGCUCCACCAUCAGCUCUCCCAAUAUUCCAUCGCUGCAGAGUCGUUCUCGUCAUUUAACAAUGAGCUCCUCAACCAAUUGGACCAGACCAUCACUGUUCUAUCUGAGUUGAAAACAGACAGGCUUGAGCUCCGCAAGCAGCAAUCGCACGAUGCAGAGCUGUCCACGAUGCUCAGCGCCCGACUUCAGCAGGCUUCCGAAGACACAGAGUUGCUCCGAGUACGAAACACUGAGCUCGACGCCCGACUCCAGCAGACCUCCAAAGACGGAGAGCUGCUCAAAGCACGGAACACCGAUCUCGACACCCGGUUCCAGCAGGCUUUCGAAGACAUAGAGCUGCUCCGAGCACGAAACACCCAGCUCAGCAUCAACCUCCAGCAGUCUGCCCACGAUGCAAUGCAGCUAAGCACCCGCGACGAUGACCUCAGCAUCCAACGUUUUCAAUACUCGAAUGAGCCAAACUCACCACCUCCCUUUCCGGGACAUACCACCACGCCAGCUAGGCGCACAUCUCUCGCCGCGUUCUCCCCCGACAACCUCCUCUCCAAGAGAAGGGUUAUCGGUAAGCGUGCGUCGAAAGGCCAAGGGAGUCGAGCCUCGAUCGACAGUGACAGUACACAGUCACGUUCUCCAAGCGAAGUAUCCCUCGUCUCUGAACCUUCCCUUCAACGGCCUAUGGUUGUCACGACUCGCGCAUCCUAUCCGCGGGAUGCAACCACCAUUGGCUGUGUUCGCAUUGACGCACAGGAUGUGGAACAAGGAAGAUGGGCCCCUGGCGUGUCCGGAGACCUCCAAGAGCUGAUCAAGGAUUAUUUGAAGUGGGCUGAGGGACGGAAAAAGAGUCAUCUCCGCCCAAAGGUGGAUCAGUUGAAACUAUCCGAUAUACAAUGUCACUGGCAUGAGCUCGCGCGUGAUGCUCGACAACGGGUCUGUGAAUGGAGAAGGAAUGCAGAUGGGGGCAAAGAUUGCUAUCAUGCUUGCUUGUGUUGCGAGUCUCGUGGGCAGCUUUGCUGUAUUCUGGAGAGCCAAAAUAUGUUGGUGUUGCUGCCAUUGUUGCCCUCUUCCCGGCACGACAAACAGCACGACCUGGGUCCUGGUCACCGUUCUUACUGGGUAAAUGAUGUUCAUUAG